Molecule: messenger RNA, 1534 nt
Organism: Aedes aegypti (yellow fever mosquito)
Lineage: Eukaryota; Metazoa; Arthropoda; Insecta; Diptera; Culicidae
Exons: 2
Coding region: 349-1287 (312 amino acids)
Source: RefSeq, a predicted model, not a curated record
CUGAUCUCGGCAUUCUGAUUUAAGUGUGUGUAAUCACUCAUCUCCAAAAUGGAGCCCAUGUUCUCAUUGAUUACAAGACCGCUCAUAACCACGACGUUAACCCGCUCGAUGAAAUGGAAAAUGAAUAUAAAACGGAACUGAAACGAACAGCGCUAGCCUCAAGGGAAGUCCCGUCAAAAAUCAUACGAGAAGUUUCAACGAGGCAUGAACCUAUCGUCCAGACCAGAUCAUCGACCCGGGCACAGAAAAUGAUGAUUUCUAGAAAAAGAGCCACCAUUAACGCUGGACUACGCGUGGUCGAACAGGACGGGGAAUUUGUUAUUCCUGACGAGUUGAAACAAACACUGGAUGGACAGCUUUUUUUUGCAGAAAUACAUCCACGACGAAAACAACCGAAUCAUGAUAUUCACUACGAUAUCAAAUCUUCGUCGCCUGGCUGCAUCACGAUAUUGGCUUGUUGACGGUACCUUUGCCACCGUGCCUCUACAGUGCCUCUCGGUGCAGUACCAGGAUCUCGACGCAGUGGUCCCGCUUGUGUUCAUGCUGUUAAGCAACAAAACACAAGAAAUAUACACAUGCGCCUUCGAAGCUUUACUGGAAAUUGCUCAGGAAGCUGAAAUCAACUUACAUCCGAGAUACGUUAUUGCUGACUUCGAGAAAGCAGUCGUUAACGUCGUAAAAGAAAUAUUUCCUGACGCUGAAUGUUACUUAUGCUAUUUUCACUUCGCGCAAAAUCUAAUCAAGCAACUGAGCUUUCGUGGAUUGAAAUCCAUGUACUCUAGUGACACGAACGUGUACAUGGCUGUCAAACGGCUACAGGCACUAUCGUUUCUGCCAUAUCCAAGAAUUUCCGCAGCGUUCGAAAGCGUCAAAGGCCACAUAACGCAAAAACUGGCUGGCUUUCUGGAGUACUUCAGCGUUACGUAUGUAUCAGGAUUGAACAACAACAAGCGGCCAACGUACCAUCCCGCGCUAUGGUCGAACUACAUUGCCGUGAAGGAGAAGUUGCCGCUGACAACGAAUUCACUGGAAGCGUGGCACCGGCGGUGGACAGAAGUUGUGGGGGACAAUCAUUUGUCCAUCACUAACAUAAUCAUAGAAUUGCGUAAGGAGCAGAAGGAAAUUGAAGGAAGGAUUUUGCGUAUUACGCAAGGUAAUAUUGCACAGGCAUCGCAAAAUUACCUUGACAAAAUCAAGGCAAUAUGCUUGAACGUCGAUAAUAUCACAAACGAAGAUUUUAUCGAACGCGUUGCUCUUCUGUUGUCAACGAAACAAAAGAGGGUGUGAACAAAAACCCCAAGUUUCGAUUUUUAUCACCAUUUAUUUUAUUGAUUUUAUAAGAUAAACUGUUUUUUUUGCCAUAUCGUUAUUGAUUAGAUAAAAGUACACAAAACAACAAUAUCACAGAAGAAAUGCGGGUAGAAAGAUCUAUCAUGAUUAUUUCUCUGUAAAAUUCUGAUAUCUUUUGCUUAGAAACAAAACAAAGCUGUAUUUGUUAUAAAUAAAGUCUUUCAUCGAUGAUUUCCUAAACAAA